UCAUCACACACGUGCGAAUAUUUUGGAGUAACAUUAUCUUUGUCAUAUCAUGCUACAAGCUCGUCGAAGAAUUUUAGAUAGCGUAAAGUGAAAUAAAGAAAAGAUAGGAGUGAACCAUGUUUCAACUAAAAACUCUAUUCUGAAAAUAUUCUUCUAUAUUUCAUCAGAAAAAUGUUGAGAUCGUGUAUCACUCAUCGUGUUUCUGUGAUAAAUAGAGUUCUGGAAGUUCUGGAUGCAUCAAAAAAUGUGAAUUAUAACUCAUAUGGUUUUAUUCGAUGCAAGUCCGACGAAACUGUUGUAACAAUUGGGGAUGUUGCCAAAAAAGUAAAGCAGAGUACAAAUCCAGAAUAUGUCCCAAGAAAAUAUCUGCUAGCCAAAUCCAGCCAAGAGGAACUCAAACACUUGAAAUGGAUGUUGCAAAAGGACCUGUUGGGUCAGGACAUUUUUUUGGUUGGCGGUCCAGGUCGUACGCGACGCUGCCUUGCCUUAGCAUUUUUGGAACUAACAGGGAGAGAGGCUGAGUUCAUAGCACUGUCGAGAGACACAACAGAAGCUGACCUCAAACAGCGUAGGGAGAUUGAGAGUGGAACUGCCAGCUAUAAAGAUCAGGGUGCAGUAAGAGCUGCCAUUAAUGGAAGAGUUCUAAUCUUGGAAGGCAUUGAGAAGGCUGAGAGAAAUGUACUUCCGGUUCUCAAUAAUUUACUUGAAAAUCGCGAGAUGCAUUUGGAAGACGGCAGAUUUCUCGUUCCUGCUUCAAGAUAUGAUAAAUUACUACAGAACCACAGCCGAGAAGAGCUGGACGUUUGGAAAUUAGUCAGGGUGAGCGAGGAUUUCCGAGUAGUCGCUCUCGGGCUGCCCUCGUCUCGUUACCCAGGUCAUCCCUUAGAUCCGCCGCUUCGUUCUCGAUUCCAGGCUCGUCAUAUUCCUCAGACAUCGUUUAGAGAUCAGUUGGAAAAUUUGAAAGCGAUAGCCCCCGGCGUGGACAGUGUAAUUUUAUCGCAGCUAUUGUCUUGCUGUCAUGCCCUCGUUACAGAGGACGCAGUCAAUCUCGGUCUCCCGGAUUUUCCGUUAGAAAAUCUGUCCGCCGUUGUCAAAAUUCUGGAUAAUUUUCCCGCUCUCACACCUUACGACGCCUUCUACAGACUUUAUCCCUACAAAUUAUUUUUGGGAAAAGAAGGCAGGGACGCUGUUGAAGAUAUAUUGAAAACUUUCGAGAUUUUGGGUUCCAAAAAUUCGGAAGAUCAUUUUAAGAUACAGAAUUCUACAAUCGAGGAUAAUUUCGCACAAGUUACCAUAGGGAAUGGCCACUCGGAAUUCAAAUUCAGUGUCCCUUCUGGCUGUGGUGAGACCAUCGGUGUCGGCACGAAGAUCGAUUUCGUGGACACGAGAUAUCAAAAUAAUCUUUUGGCCGAAAUGAUGCAGUCGCAUUUGGUGACAGAUUUUUGUUUCGUUGGACCAAAAGGCUGCGGAAAAUCAACGACGGUCAAUAAGUUCGCUGAAUUAUUGGGCUACGAUAUCGAACCCAUCGUACUCUAUCAGGAUAUGACUUCCAGGGAUUUGAUUCAGCAACGCACCACCCUACCGAACGGGGACACGGUCUGGAGGGAUUCGCCUCUGGUCCAGGCAGCUUUGGAGGGAAAGUUAGCUGUGCUCGACGGAAUACAUAGAAUCCAUCCGAGCACGUUGGCUGUCGUUUACAGACUCGUACACGACCGUGAACUUCAGUUACACGAUGGAAAGCGACUGAUGAGGGCCGACCGAUACGAGGAUAUAAAAAAUGAGUAUCAAAAGUCUGACGAGGACAUGAAAAACUCGGGAAUUCUCAGGGUACAUCCGUCCUUCAGGGUGAUCGCCCUAGCUGAACCUCCCGUACCGAAUAGCUCGUCGGCGCAAUGGCUCAAUUCCGAAUUACUCAGUUUGUUUCUGUUUCAUGAAAUGCGACCACUCGACGAGGCCGAAGAAACGCGUAUAAUACAGUCAAAGUUCGGCACAAGCAGCAAGGCGUUACUUGACAUAAUCAAGUUGACUCACACCUUACGAUCCUCCUCAGAUGCUACACUACAAUCUUUGGCGUGUUCUCUGAGUACCCGUCAGUUAUUGAGAAUAGCGGAAAGAAUGCACAAAUUUCCAGGAGACGAGGCUUACGAUGCCGUCCAACGGGCUUGUCUGGCUCGUUUUUUACCCGCUAUACCGAAACAGGCGUUAGAAGACAGUUUAUCUCAACUGGGUAUCAGCAAAUCUACGGAAACCAAGACGAAAACGAAUGGAAAGUGCGAAAUUUCGGGUGACAACGUCAAAAUCGGAGAGACGACGGUCGAGAGAUAUCGGACUGCAGCAUUGACAAAAGUUCCCGAUAUUCUGUUCUACGACGUACCUCAACACGUGGCUCUACUGGAAUCUCUCUUGCAAGAUUUCACCCUCGGACAAAAUCUGCUGCUCGUUGGUAACCAGGGAGUUGGAAAGAACAAAAUUGCCGACAGACUUUUACAGCUUAUGAACAGACCGAGGGAAUAUAUUCAACUUCACCGUGAUACCACGGUGCAAACUUUAACUCUCCAACCGAUGGUGAGAGACGGGGUCGUAGUUUACGAAGACUCUCCCCUAGUUCAAGCUGUCAAACUCGGUCACGUUCUUGUAGUCGACGAAGCGGACAAAGCGCCAACUCAUGUAACAUGCAUUUUGAAAACGCUGGUCGAGUCCGGGGAAAUGAUACUAUCCGACGGCCGAAGAAUCGUCCCCUCUUAUUCUCCGCUUGAAAAUUCCGAAUCUCGGAUAAAAAUGCACCCGGAUUUCAGAAUCAUCGUCCUCGCCAAUCGGCCGGGUUUCCCAUUCUUAGGUAACGACUUCUUCGGUGCCUUGGGUGAUCUAUUCAGUACACAUUCCGUAGACAAUCCUAGCAUUGAGAGCGAAAUUCAGCUCCUCAGAGAAUACGGACCCGACGUCGACGACAAAAUCAUUCAAAAGCUUGUCAAAGCGUUCGGUGAAUUACGGAGUAUGGCGGACCAAGGAUUGGUUUCGUAUCCGUACUCGACGAGAGAAGUUGUCAACAUCGUUAAACAUCUACAGAAAUUCCCGAACGAACCAUUAAGUAACGUAGUGCGGAAUGUGUUCGACUUUGACCGUUACAGUCCGGAAGUUUUCGAGACACUCGUGACCAUACUUCACAAAUACGGUAUUCCGUUGGGUACCAGUCCCAAGAAUGUGGCCUUAGCUAAAGAAAUAUCCCUUCGCGACAUCAAGUUCGCCGGGAGUUGGAGCGUCGUUAAUCGGCCGGAGAUUCUCGGUGUUCAAGAGCGUUUCGUUAAGUUGAAAGUCCCAUCUUUUCCAAUUCGGAGGCAGCAUCUUCUGGACCGAACCGAAGCAAGAUCCGGAUGGUUUACCGAGCUUCAAAGCUACUGGACCAUUCCCAUGAGCGAUACAGGGACCGUCGCAGGACUCGCGGUUUCACCGGGCUCGAAAAACGAUUCCUCGGACGACGUGAUACACGCGCUCACCACAAAUCCUUUAUCAAUAUUCAGCAUGUCUUUAGAAUCUGAAGAGAUUGACGAAAUUUCUAUUCAAGGUUUAAUAGCUCCGGCUCGCGGUAAUCGGCCGCGAUUCACCAUGACAACCGAUAGAUCCAGAAAUAUUCUACUCCACGAAGAAACUUCCAAUUCGCUGCUUCUCAUAAACCCUGAAACGGGCGCUGUCCAGGCGCUUCACUCAUCCUCGUUUCUCGAAUCCGCUGGUGACACGUUGUCACGAGCUUUGCGCAGCGGCAAUCUUACUUGGCAGCUGAAAACAGAUCUGUUGAAAUCCAACGAUCAGAUUAUUUCAUACACAAUCCACGCAAACAAACUCGAAGUUAUCGAUUUAAAAUCCAUGAGUGCCUACUCGAUGACCUUGCCCUUCAACGUAGAUUCGAUUUUCUUAUCCUCCCCCUCGAGAUGGCUGGUGCAAGAUAUUUCCAACGGCAAAUACAUCCUGGAGAAAGAAUCCAGCUCGUCACCGUGUCCGAAUGUAUUGAAACCGAUCGACCAAACGAAUUUCGACGUUCAGAAAAUGGGUUGGGUUCUCGGAGGAAGCUGUCAAAAACUCAACGAUGAGUUGGUCGGUGACGUUUUAGAACAGAAAAUAGAAUCGCCCAACAGAUUGCUGGUCACGGACGACACCUACGCAACUUUAGCCGUUGGAUUUCCAGACUUGGACAGUUCAAUUGACAUUUAUUAUUGGCCAAGAAACUCUCGCGUCCGUGGAUACUGUCCGCCGAUCGUAUCGGAAAACGGACAGAUCAUCAAAACGGUUUCUUCGGAACAAGUACCGGCCGACAUACUACCCGGAGGUAAAAAACAGCCGGGAAUCACGGGGUACCUCGAAGUUGUGGAUGUCGCUCACCGCAAACUCCGUUACAUACCGAUACCGGAACCGGGUAAAAUAUCACCGGUCACCGAAUGGCUCUACACGACGAAUUUGCCGGUCUACGUUGCCUCGAUGUCGAACGAAAAUCACGUGACGAUAGACGCGGGAGGGUGCAUUCGACUUUGGGAAACGGCCGUCACCAGCAUAGCCAAGUCGUUGGGUGAAUGGCGAAAAAUGAUCGGCGCCGACGGUGAAUACUUGCAAAUGACCAAGGAGAGAUACUCGGGUCUCGACGUUAGCGGGCCGAAGCACGGUAAAGUCGACCCCAAAAACGAGCCGCACGUCGGGGGCAAUCAGUGGGCCGGUGGAACCGGAGGUAGAGACACCGCGGGACUUGGUGGAAAAGGAGGCCCCUAUCGUCUGGACGCCGGUCACACGGUACACCAGCUGAGCGACGAAGAGAAGAACGCGGUACCCGAACACGUGAAAAAAGCCGCGCGCGAAAUGGGUUUGCGCGCUUUCAAGCAGCGAUUGAGGGACAUUCGAAUGAGCGAAUACGACCACCACCUCUACACGCAGUUCAGCGACGCCGUGAAUAAACAGGUCAAGGCUCUCAGGGUGAUUCUCGGAAGCCUGCAAGCCAAGAGUAAAGAACGUCAGUGGUCCAGGCAUCAAACGUCCGGUGAACUUGACGAUACUAAAUUGAUCGAAGGAUUGACGGGAGAACGGACUAUAUACAGACGGAGAGCUGAACAGGAUCCCGAAGUGGGAGCGCCUCAGCUGAAGCCCAAAAGAUUGAAACUGGUCGUUGACGUUUCCGGUAGUAUGUACAGAUUCAACAGCUACGAUGGAAGGCUCGACAGGGAAUUGGAGGCGUGUGUCAUGGUCAUGGAAGCUUUUAGCGGAUACGAAAACAAGUUUCAAUACGACAUUAUCGGGCACUCGGGUGACGACUAUCGCAUAGAUUUCGUCAAUCAUUCUCAGCCGCCGACCGACAACAAGCAGCGGCUCGAAGUUAUCAAGACGAUGCACGCGCAUUCCCAAUUUUGUACAUCUGGAGAUCAUACCCUGGAGGCGACGCGUCACGCGAUUACGAAUCUAGCGAAAGAGGAAUCCGACGAAUCAAUCGUCGUCGUACUUUCAGAUGCGAAUUUGGAACGUUAUGGAAUUCCGCCUCAGAGUUUCGCUAAAAUUCUUACUUCGAAUCCCGACAUUAAUGCUUACGCUAUUUUCAUCGGUUCUCUCGGUGAUCAGGCAACGAGAUUGACCAAGAAGAUGCCUUCCGGUAAAGCGUUCAUCUGCAUGGACCUUAAAAAUAUACCAAAAAUAUUACAGCAAAUAUUCGCCGCAUCUGUGUUAAGCACGGUUCGUUGAGAAGUUCCGGUGGUAAUCCGAUGCGUUGCAUGGAUCUAUACUCCAUUCCCACAUCAGUGCAGAUACAAGGCACAUUGUAAAUAUCUCGUGAAUUUAUACAUCGGUUAGAAGCGAUAAAAAUAAAAAUAGUUUUGCAAGAA
Molecule: messenger RNA, 5852 nt
Organism: Athalia rosae (coleseed sawfly)
Lineage: Eukaryota; Metazoa; Arthropoda; Insecta; Hymenoptera; Athaliidae
Gene: c12.2
Product: von Willebrand factor A domain-containing protein 8
Exons: 18
Coding region: 172-5712 (1846 amino acids)
Cellular component (GO): cytoplasm
Molecular function (GO): ATP binding; ATP hydrolysis activity
Source: RefSeq, a predicted model, not a curated record